Messenger RNA from Daphnia carinata, 2593 nucleotides. Its product is annotated as kelch-like protein 5. Gene Ontology annotation, molecular function: protein binding. Bases 152 to 2041 code for a protein of 629 amino acids. The transcript has 13 exons. The record is from RefSeq and is a predicted model, not a curated record. Lineage: Eukaryota; Metazoa; Arthropoda; Branchiopoda; Diplostraca; Daphniidae.
CUCUUUCUAGACAGGAGAUUUUGAAGCAAGAAAUCAACAAAGGACUUUUGAAUUUGUUUCUCAACUUCUUGUGCUACACAUUAUAGAAUUAGAGUUAUUUUACAGCAUUAUUUUGAAACUUUUGAUUUCGUAACGUGUGCGAUUGUAUUUGAUGGUGAGCAUGGAGCAACGUCUUGAGAGCAGUGCAACCUUUCCAAUGUGGUUGAGCAGUUCACUGAAAUCCAGAGAGAAAACUCAUAAUCAUUCUGUCACUAGUGGUUUGUCAAAAUUGAACAUUGAUCCCCAAGUCACCUCUUCUCCAUCAUCAUCUCCAACUACUUCGCCAGAAGAACACUUUAAACAUGAAAAUCAUUCCCAACUCAUUCUUAGUAAGAUGAACCAAUACUAUCUUAAUGGAAAGCUAAAGGAUGUCAUAUUAAUUGCAGGAGAACGAAAAAUUGAAGCGCAUCGCAUCGUUCUAAGUGCUGCAUCUGAUUACUUUGCUGCUAUGUUUACUAAUGAUUUUGGUGAAGCCAAUCAAAAUGAGAUUGAACUGCAAGGUGUAGAUCCAGAUGCUUUAGAAACUCUGGUGUGUUACUGCUACACAGGUGCCGUAGAACUAGAAGAAGAUACUGUGGAGUGCCUAAUGGCCACUGCCUGCUUACUUCAACUACCAGAAGUGGUGGAAGCUUGUUCAACUUUUUUGAUACGCCAACUUCAUCCCUCCAACUGCCUUGGUAUUCGUCUAUUUGCCGAUAGCCAAAGCUGCACUCGUCUAUUACAAGUAGCUCAUGAUUACACGGCCGACCAUUUCAUAGAAGUCAUAGGAAGCCAGGAAUUUGUUUUACUUCCCGCUGACGAGAUUGCCAAGCUUCUGGCGUCUGAUGAUUUAAACGUUCCUAACGAGGAAUUAAUGUUUCAAGCGCUGAUGUUGUGGCUUCGCCAUGAUCUUCCUGAAAGGAAAAAAGAACUGCCGCAUCUGCUCUCAUUAAUCAAACUGCCACUAAUUUCUCCUGGGUUUAUUGCCGAUCACGUAGAAAGCAAUCCGAUCUUUCGGGAAGAUCGGGUUUGUCAAGAACUUAUUGUCGAGGCUCUAAAGUAUCACUUACUUCCCGAACGUCGAUCUACGCUUCAGUCACCUAGAACACGACCUCGGAAAUCCACCGUGGGAUCAUUAUAUAUUGUGGGUGGUAUGGAUGCAUCAACCAAGGGACCAACAAGUGUCGAUAAGUUUUGUCUUCGUACUAAUUCCUGGUCAUCACCUACCGCAUCCAUGACUGGAAGAAGACUCCAGUUUGGAGUUGCAGUCGUUGAUAAUAAAAUCUACGUAGUCGGUGGACGCGAUGGACUAAAAACGCUUAGCACGGUGGAAUGCUGGGAUCCAUGGACCAAAGUAUGGAGCAGUAUGCCCCCUAUGGCAACGCAUCGUCACGGACUGGGCGUAGCCAGCCUUGAAGGACCAUUGUAUGCAGUAGGAGGCCAUGAUGGUUGGUCAUACCUCAAUAGUGUUGAGCGUUGGGAUCCUGUCACCCGCCAGUGGAGCUUUGUUGCUCCAAUGAAUAGUCAGCGCUCCACCGUUGGUGUUGCAGCACUUAACGGAAAGCUUUACGCUGUGGGUGGCCGAGAUGGGAGUUCUUGUCUUCGCACAGUCGAGUGCUAUGAUCCACACACCAAUCGCUGGACAUUGGUGGCUCCGAUGAGCAAACGACGAGGUGGAGUAGGUGUUGCAGUAGCACACGGAUAUCUCUAUGCUUUUGGUGGUCAUGACGCACCUGCUUCAAAUCCAUCAGCAGCCCGAUUCGAUUGUGUUGAAAGGUAUGAUCCGCUGUCGGACUCCUGGACGAUAGUGACUUCAAUGAAGAAUGGUCGCGAUGCAAUGGGUGUAGCCUUUAUGGGUGAUAGAUUGUUCAUUGUUGGUGGAUUCGAUGGUCAAGCUUAUCUCAACUUCGUCGAAGCGUACGACCCGCUUACAAAUUUGUGGCAACAGUUUGCACCGCUUCCAUCUGGACGUGCUGGUGCUUGUAUCGCUGUAGUAAGAGAUACGGUUGCCCUAGUUGUUUAAUCGGAAGAAAGCUCUGGUCUGCUGCCUGAUAUUUUUUGAGAUGGACUCGCUGUUAUGUUUGAGUUCUCCUCUUUUUUAAUUGUUCUCCCAAAACCAUUCUGUGAUUUUCUGUUUGAUUUGUUCGUCCUGUUUUUGAAGCUACGAACCGAGCGCUAUCUGGACAUUCCUGUCAAAGUAUCUCUUUCUUCCUAUUUUUCAAAAAUUUUCGAAACUACGAAAAUAGUGAACGAUUCCUUGAGUCUCUUCUGUUCUUUUUGUUUUCCGGGCCCAAUGGUAUCUCGCUGGAUAAGUGUUGAACACGCCCCUUCCUAGAGCCAAAUUGCCAAAUUAUUUCGCAGAUCCUCAAAAUUUUAAUCUAUUUUACCCAGUUUUUGUCGUGCUUUUCACUGCCAAAGCAGUAUAUGGACCAAUUCCUUUAAACAUUUGGUUGGAACAAAUUUUUUCUUUGUCGUUUUUGACUAGCAUUGUUUUUAUUUCGUUAUCUUUGCUCCUCUUUAAUGUGUCUAUAUGUCAGUAUUAGACUAGGUACCCUAAAGAAAUAGAAAAUGAAAC